AUGGGCGAUUCAAUCGAUUACAGCAGCCCCUACGCCAAUUACCGGUCUCCGUUAAGCACCCGCUAUGCCAGCAAAGAGAUGCAAUAUAAUUUCAGCGAUCAAAAGAAAUUUUCAACGUGGCGCAAGCUAUGGAUAAACCUCGCCAAAGCGGAAAAACAGCUAGGUUUGAACAUAAAGGCAGAGCAAAUACAAGAGAUGGAAAACAACAUCUACAACAUCAACUUCGAAGAGGCCCAACAGGAAGAAAAGCUGACGAGGCACGACGUUAUGGCCCACGUGCAUGUUUUCGCCAAGCAGUGCCCCCUCGCAGCGCCCAUCAUUCAUUUAGGAGCCACCUCGUGCUUUGUAGGCGACAAUACGGAUUUGAUCAUCAUCAGAGACGGCCUGGACCUGCUAAUGCCGAGAGUAGCGACCGUUAUCCAAAACUUGGCCAAAUUCGCUGAGCAGUACAAAACUCUUCCAGCUUUAGGAUACACCCAUCUACAACCAGCCCAGCUAACAACAGUCGGCAAAAGAGCCACUCUUUGGCUGUACGACUUCCUGAUGGACGAAAGGGCUCUAUCCAGAGCAAGAGACGACCUUAGGUUCCGAGGCGUGAAGGGAACAACGGGAACCCAAGCUUCCUUCAUGCAGCUGUUCGAAGAUAGCAGCAAGGUACGUGCUUUAGACAAGCUGGUAGCCGAACUGUCGGGAUUCUCUAAAACCUAUCCUGUAACUGGCCAGACCUACACGAGAAAAGUCGAUUUGGAAAUCGUAGCAGCAUUGUCAUCAUUAGGUUCUUCCGUUCAUAAAAUGUGCAGCGAUCUCCGACUAUUGGCCAACUUCAAGGAGAUCGAAGAGCCGUUCGAAGCGAGCCAGAUCGGCAGCUCCGCUAUGCCAUACAAGAGGAAUCCAAUGAGAUCUGAGAGAUGCUGCGCCCUAGCCAGGCAUCUCAUAAGUUUGUUUGCUAACGCAGCGAAUACCCAUUCCGUGCAGUGGUUAGAAAGAACCUUAGACGACUCGGCUAAUAAAAGACUAACAUUGUCCGAAGCCUUUCUAAGCGCAGACGCUGCCCUAAUGGUGCUGUCUAAUAUCACCCAAGGUCUCGUCGUCUACCCCAAGGUUAUUGAGAAACGAAUCAACCAGGAAUUGCCGUUUAUGUCUGCUGAGAAUCUGAUUAUGGCCAUGGUUAAAAAGGGAGGAGACAGACAAGUGUGCCAUGAGAAGAUCCGAGUGUUAUCGCAGGAAGCGGGAGCGCAAGUUAAACGAUUCGGCAAAGAUAACGAUCUCAUAGAAAGAGUUCGAGCUGAUCCGUACUUCAAACCAAUUUUAGCUGAGUUGGAUGGUUUACUUGAUCCUAGCACUUACACGGGAAGAGCGGCUGAGCAAGUAUCGGAAUUUUUGAGCGAAGAAGUUGAGCCUAUUUUGCUGAAAUAUAAGGAAUCUCUCAAGGACAGCUCUAAUGUGGUUCUCAAUAUUUAA
This is a messenger RNA of Phyllotreta striolata, 1461 nucleotides long. Lineage: Eukaryota; Metazoa; Arthropoda; Insecta; Coleoptera; Chrysomelidae. The record is from the annotation of a GenBank genome assembly.